CUUAUUGGUUUGGCUUUUUGUGCGCGGGCCAAUACCAAACCAGAUUCCUCGUGCGGCCGGCCAUAUUGCGUUUAAUGAGUGCGUGAACGACAAGAGGCUGAAGUAGCCCUAAAAUAAAUCUUCCAACAUCUUAAAGUUGUGAAGAUUUUUAUAAAUUUUAUCCAUUAUGGAGAACUCCUACGGGAUCGGUGUGGCCAAUAGGUACGCACUUUUUUUAGACGACGAGUCGGAUCCGUUGGAAACUUUGGUCCAAAAGGAGCAAGAGAAGGAACUGAAGAAGAAAAGUAAAGUAGCUGAAAAGGAAAAUAAGACGAAACCAGAACCUGCCAAGGGAAAAUCCGCACCGACAAUACCGAAAAAAACAAUUAAGGAUACUACGAGUCACAAAGCUCAGGAAAAUAAACGAGAAGAUUUCAAGCCCAACCAAAGGGCAAAUACCGAGGGAAAAAUCGAACAACGGCCAUUUACAAAAUUUAAUAGUACCGAAAAUCGAGAGGAGAGAAAUAAUAGAAGAAACCGCGAAGAUAGACCGUUUAAUGGACCUUCCGAAAACCGUGAUCGUGAAAACCGGCCUAGACGUGAAAAUACAGACUUUGAUAAUCGUACUCGUGGUGAACGUGGGGAAAGGAAAGAAGGACGCCCUGUAGGCAAUCGCACUGGACCGCCGCGACCUGGUGGGGGCCCUAAAAAACCAUUUGAGGACAGAAGAGGCAAGCGUGAAUUUGACAGACAAUCUGGAUCUGAUAAAACCCAUGGUUACAGAGGAGUUAAGCCAGUAGAGAAGCGGGAUGGUGCUGGUGCUCAUAACUGGGGAUCUACCAAAGAUAUUAUUGAUGCUGAAGCCGAUAGAUCUAAUACUGAAACUGAUCAGAGUUGGGGAGAAUCUGAAAAACCUGAAGUUACUAAUGACACAGAAAAAAAAGAAGAACCUGAGGUUGAACAACCACCGACAGAGGAAGAACCAAAAGAAUUGACUCUGGAUGAAUGGAAGGCUCAGCGCGCUGGUCGUGUGAAGCCCGUUUUUAAUAUCAGAAAAGCCGGUGAAGGAGAGGACCCCAGCCAAUGGAAAAAGAUGUUCGAACUGAAAAAGAAGGAAAAGGACGAUCAAGAAUCUGAUGACGAGGAAUAUGACGCUUUAGAGUAUCCACAAAGGGUUGGCCGACAGAAACACAUAUUGGACAUUGAUAUUCAAUUUUACGACAAUAAACGUGCUGGCGGCGGUAGGGGCAGAGGCCAAGGAAGAGGCGGCAGAGGGGGACGUGGUAUCCGUGGCCCCCCUCGUGAAGGGGAGAAGAGAUUCCGCGAUGAACAGGUUGAAGAUAAAAAUGUUCCGAGAGCCCCAAAAGUCGACGACGAGAGAGAUUUCCCAUCUCUUGGUUAAGAUACCGUAAAUCAGUUACUGAUGAUGGUGUCACCUCCAUCACAUAGUCAUCUGAGUAACCAAGAAAAAAAUUAGACAUUUUAAUAAAAUCAAUUAAAACUCCUUUUGUUACUAUUUCGGUACUAAAUUUAGAGUUAACUGGUGAAUUUUUAUUUUUUACUUUGUUUUUCUCUUUACCGUUUCAAAUUGUACACUUCCAAAUUAUUUUGUGUGUUCGAAUCAAUUAUAAGCAUCCUCGCUUAAAUUUAGUGAUUUAUUGUUAUUAGAAUAUUUAAUACUGGAGUGUACGGUUAUAAAGUUGAUACAAAUAUAUCACGAUUUGUAUAUAAGGAUUAUAUAAGGAAGGUUUUUGUAUAUUGUGCCAAAAUCUGCACAUAUUUUUGAUUAACCUUCUGCCUAAUAACAUGACUUGUUUGUAAAUGUUUGAGAAGAUUUUUCAUAAAUUUAUUAAACGAGUUUCUCUAUUUAACUUUGUUUUUAUAAGGCUAACAUCUAUAAAAAAGGAGCUUUUUAUUGGGUUGCAUAAGUAUAAACAAAAAUACUUUAAACAGCCCCAUUUUAUCAGGUUUGAGAGUAUCUUUAAUUUUGAUACAAGAUAUUUGAACCUUCCCAAGUUUUUUUUUCAAUGACUAGAUUUAAUGGAGAAAUUUAGUCAUUAUAAAACUUUCAUAAUUUCAUUCAUGAUUUCAGUGUAGACUGUAAACCUUAUCCUAAAUGGUUACUAGUCAGUUUAAUGCUGUAUUGUUGAGAGUUUUAUACUUGGCUGCUCAUGAAUAGUGUCAUUUUAGUUUUUUUUUGCAUUUCACAAAACAAUUGUUAAUCAUUCUCAUGCAGUUUAUAUAUUUUUAAUAAAAUUACAAUGUUUUAUAUUA
Molecule: messenger RNA, 2253 nt
Organism: Sitophilus oryzae (rice weevil)
Lineage: Eukaryota; Metazoa; Arthropoda; Insecta; Coleoptera; Curculionidae
Product: plasminogen activator inhibitor 1 RNA-binding protein-like
Exons: 7
Coding region: 167-1381 (404 amino acids)
Cellular component (GO): nucleus; cytoplasm
Molecular function (GO): RNA binding
Source: RefSeq, a predicted model, not a curated record